Phytomonas sp. EM1 is the source of this 1197-nucleotide messenger RNA. Lineage: Eukaryota; Euglenozoa; Kinetoplastea; Trypanosomatida; Trypanosomatidae. The record is from the annotation of a GenBank genome assembly.
AUGGGUGAAGAUGUGAAUGUCGUGGAAGACAAUGAAAACGAAGCCUCCUCUCAGGCUAAGUCGGAGCGCUAUCGAAGGCAGGUUCGCGAGCAGGAGCGCCUGGAGCGACUCUAUGGAAAGCUUACAGAUUUAUCCUACUCCGAUAUCACCCGUACGCGUGGCGGCCAGGUUGACUUCAUACGGCCAAACACCUUGGUAUGUAUCCGUGGAUCUAAAUCGCAGUUCGAUGCGCGGUCCGGGCAGAUGAAGGCGCUUCUCCCGCCCUUAACCUCCGACUGUUGUCAAACCUUCUCCGCGCUCUCCGCGGUUUUGCUUUCCUCGCUCGGGUUCGCCGUCAUGCUCAGCGAAUGCUGCACGACGUCGACGGUGAACUACCUCCUCUACGUCGCCGCCUGGAUGCACCAGCUGAGCUGCACUAGCUGGCCGCAGAAGGGCCUGCGGCCCACCCUACGCGAUUUGAAUGUUUGCCUGCAUCUCCGAAGCUUCUUUCCAGCCUGCGUCUGCGAUGGCGAGUUUGAGGUGGUUUUCUACAACCAACCCCGCAAGGUAACGACGCUGCUCCACCAGAUGUGCGGCGUCGGGGUCGGGCGGGCGAAGCGGCAGCUCGGCGAGAAUCGCGCGCCUGCGGUUUGCGGCUACGUCAUCGUCUCGGGCGACUACGCGGUUUCGAUUUUCUCCAUCCUUCAUGAUAUUCAACCGGGUUCGAAAUCUCGCUACGCGAAGGCGUGGAGCUUUUACAUCUGCGAUUCCCACGGCACGCAGCCGUGGUCGCUUCACAAGGCGAGCAUCUGCGGCGUCACCUUUGGGGUGCCCUCCGCCGAGGCGGCUCCUUCCUCGACUUCUUCUCCUCCCGUUGGUGGCGGUAGCGCUCCCGCGGAUCUCAUCACCGUCGAGGAUGGAAUCCAUUACUUCUCGACGAUGUUGUUUGUUCUGUUGGAGCAGCACCGGCAGCAAUGCGUGGUUAGUCCGACGCAGGUUCCGUAUAUGACAUGGACACCUAUUCGGCGAAGACGCUCGCUCGCGUAUACGGCGGGCGAGAUUAAGUCGAUUAUUGAUAAUCACUGGAUCCCAAAGGUGCUCUCCGCCGAGGCUGUUAAGGAGCAGGCGAGACGAUAUGGCUUCAAACCCCUGGAAUGCUUUUGGGGGAUUUCGUCUCCACCAUCCGCGAGUAAGGCACAAAACAACUCAUUGUCAUAA